AUGCCAUUCACAGUAACAAUCGUUCGUUGCCCGAAAUGUAAUCAGGCUGUUUACCAUGCUGAAGAAGUACAAGCAGCGGGUAAAAAAUGGCACAAAACAUGUUUUAAAUGUGGCUUGUGCAGAAAGAUGUUAGAAUCGACAACACUGGCUGAACAUGAAGGCGAUCUGUUCUGUAAACAAUGUUAUGCACGUAAAUUCGGCCCGAAAGGCGUAGGCUUUGGUGGGGGUGCAGGUACACUCGGUAUGGAUACAGGAGAACAUCUUGGAAAUACAACGGGAUCCGAAAUGACAAAUAAACCACAUUAUGCUCCACCGCCUGGUCUUGAUCAACAGUGA
Adineta ricciae is the source of this 336-nucleotide messenger RNA. The record is from the annotation of a GenBank genome assembly. Lineage: Eukaryota; Metazoa; Rotifera; Eurotatoria; Adinetida; Adinetidae.